Messenger RNA from Psylliodes chrysocephalus, 769 nucleotides. Lineage: Eukaryota; Metazoa; Arthropoda; Insecta; Coleoptera; Chrysomelidae. The record is from the annotation of a GenBank genome assembly.
GCUGAAAAUGAAGAAUAAGCCUUGGAUUCCGCAAAAGGUAUGCAGAACAUGCGUUGAGUUCCUACGUUUAUGGACAAAUAAGAAAUUACAUAGCUUCAGGUACAAAACCGCUAUGAUUUGGAAUGAACCCAUGAAUCACUAUGAAUAUUGUUAUUUUUGUUUGGUGAACAUAACUGGUAUUAACCGAAAAAAUCAGACCAAAUGGAAAUAUCUUUUUAUACAAUCGGCACAUAGACGUGUCCUGACUCCUAAGUCUACACAUGAACUCCAAUCUGGUACUUUACAGGAAAAGCCAGAAGAUCUUGAGACGAAAAACGACAGUAGUGAUAGUGACCCGGGAACGCUAAAACCUUUUAAUCAAGAUGAUUUAAACAAAUUAAUUAGAGAUAUGGGACUAUCAAAGUCAGCUUCAUAAAUUUUGGCUUCAAGGCUAAAAGAAAGAAAAUUGGUAACCAAAGAAACUAAAAUUUCUUAUUACCGCACAAAAGAACAGAAUUUCCUCAAAUAUUUUGCUAAAGAAGACAAUUUCGUAUUUUGAAAGAUAUACCUGGAUUGAUGGCUGCAAUGGGAUUACAAAAUUAUGUUUCUAGUGAGUGGCGUUCAUUCAUAGACUCGUGAAAACGGAGUCUAAAAUGUGUUUUUUUACACAAUUGGAAUAAAUUAGGGUCUUUGCCUAUUGCACAUUCUACAAAAUUAAAAGAAGAAUAUACAACUAUUGCUCUGGUUGUGGACAAAAUUAAAUAUGUUUAAAAUAACUGGAUUAUAUCAU